Molecule: messenger RNA, 3422 nt
Organism: Myzus persicae (green peach aphid)
Lineage: Eukaryota; Metazoa; Arthropoda; Insecta; Hemiptera; Aphididae
Gene: eIF3a
Product: eukaryotic translation initiation factor 3 subunit A
Exons: 15
Coding region: 129-3182 (1017 amino acids)
Biological process (GO): formation of cytoplasmic translation initiation complex; translation reinitiation
Cellular component (GO): multi-eIF complex; eukaryotic translation initiation factor 3 complex, eIF3m; eukaryotic translation initiation factor 3 complex, eIF3e
Molecular function (GO): mRNA binding; translation initiation factor activity
Source: RefSeq, a predicted model, not a curated record
AUUUGCGGUAUUCGACUUGUUAUGCGCGACGAACGGUCACGCCACGUUUUUUCGUCAAUUCGUCUGUUGAUUUCAGCGAAUUUCUCUUUCAGGUUCUAAGCGCCUGUGUCAUUCGACGUGCCGAAACCAUGUCUAGAUACAGCCAGAGACCCGAGAACGCGUUAAAACGCGCAAAUGAAUUCCUGGAGGUCGGACGGCCCGGCCGGGCCCUCGACACCCUUUACGAGGUGUUCAGAAACAAAAAAUGGGCUUACAACUGGAGCGAAAGCGUCCUGGAACCGAUCAUGUUCAAGUAUCUGGAGCUGUGCGUCGACCUCAAGAAGUCGCAUAUCGCCAAAGAGGGAUUGUUCCAGUACAGGAACAUGUUCCAGUCUGUCAAUGUCGGGUCAUUGGAGAAUGUCAUACGGGGCUACUUAAGAAGCGCUGAAGAGCGGACAGAAGCAGCCAGAGAACAGUCACAACAGGCUGUAGUUGAUAUUGAUGACUUAGAUAACUUGGCUACGCCAGAAAGUAUACUUCUAAGUGCUGUUAGUGGAGAAGAUGCUCAAGACCGUAGUGACAGAACAAUAUUGACCCCGUGGGUUAAAUUUUUAUGGGAGUCGUACUGUCAAUGUUUGGAACUUUUGAGAACUAAUGCCCAUGUGGAAACUUUAUAUCAUGAUAUAGCAAAAAUGGCUUAUCAAUUUUGUUUAAAAUACAACCGUAAAACAGAGUUCAGAAAGCUAUGUGAUAAACUACGGAAACAUCUUGAAGAUAUUGCUAAGUUGCCUCCACAAACUGUUAAUGUUAGCCUUUCAAACCCAGAAACACAACAAUAUAACUUGGAAACACGUUUGUGUCAAUUAGAUUAUGCUAUUCAGAUGGAAUUAUGGCAGGAAGCAUACAAAGCAACUGAAGAUAUCCAUAAUUUAAUGUCAUUGGCUAAGAAGUCUCCUGUUCCGAAAACUAUGGCCAAUUAUUAUCAAAAAUUAGCUAUGGUUUUCUGGAAAGCUGGUUAUAAUUUAUUCCAUGCUGCAGCCCUAUUAAAACUUUUCCAACUCAGCAAAGAAAUGAAAAAAAAUAUUACUGCUGAAGAACUUCAAAAAAUGGCUUCUCGUGUUUUGUUGGCCACUUUAGCUGUACCAUUACCAUCUGCUCAUCCUGAAUUUGAUCGCUUCAUUGAAACUGAUAAAAGUCCUUAUGAAAAAGCACAAAAACUUGCAGUUCUUUUAAGUCUCCCUGCCCCGCCUACAAGAAUUUCUCUUAUGAAAGAAGUUGUUCGCCAUAAUGUAGUAUCUUUAGCAUCUGAGGAUUUACGUAAUCUUUACAUGUGGUUAGAAGUAGAGUUUCAACCUUUGGAACUAUGCAAACGUGUUGAAACUGUAACUGAGCCACUUAUUGGUAGUGGUAGUGAAUUGGAAGGAUAUGUUGCUCCUGUACGUGAAGUAACUUUGGCACGGUUAAUUCGACAACUCUCUCAAAUUUAUGAAACACUUGAAUAUAAAAGGCUCUUAGAAUUAGCUUCUUACUGCAAGCCUUUCCAUAUGGAACGUGUGCUAGUUGAUUUGGUCCGCCAUAACGAUAUGCAGAUUCGUAUUGAUCAUGGAAAAGGAUGUAUUCAGUUUGGAAUGGACUUGUCUGAAUCACAACGGGAAGACAAGCCAGAAGGACCAACUCUACAAACAAUGCCUAGUGAACAAAUCCGUACUUAUCUAAUUAAUACUUUCAAAGUAUUAUCUAAAUCUGCUAGUAUUAUCAAUCCAGAAGCUAAUAAGGAUGAAUGCAAACAAAUUCACCAAUCUCUUAUCAGACAUCAUCAUGAAACCAAAGAUAAAGAACAUCAAAGAAUUUUGGCCCGCCACAAAAUAAUUGAAGAUCGUAAAGAAUACUUAGAAAGAUUGAAUACCGUUCGAGAAGAAGAAGAAGCUCGCCGAGCAGAAGAAAUUGCUAAGGCUGCUGCUGCAGCUGAAGCAAGACGAUUAGAUGCUGAACGCGAAGAAAGAGAAAAAAGACGCCAGGAAUCCGAGCUACAAGCUAUCAAAGAUAGAAAUUUCAAAGAAAAAAUGCAACAAAUUUCUCAAACAGCUCAUGGUCAAAAAGUUUUAAAAAAACUGAAUGAAGAUGCUUUGAAAAAUAUGGACGCUGAUGAAAUUGCUGCUAAGGAAGCUGAAGAAUUGGCAAAAGAACGAGCAGAAUUGGUACAAAAACUAAAAAAUCGCAGAAAACAAAUGGAUUAUUUUGAAAGAGCAAAAAGAAUAGAAGAAAUCCCCUUAUUAGAACAGGCAUGGAAAGAAAAACAAAUUCACGAUAAAAAGUUUUGGGAACAUCAAGAAGCUGAACGUAUUCAGUUAGCAAAUCAGGAGCGAAAAUUAGCAGAACAAAACCGUGAAAGGUUGGCUAGAAUGAAACCAGACAUGGAUAUAUUCUUAGGAGAAAUGAAAGAGCGUCGCACAGCUGAGUUCCAAGCCAAAUUGGUGGUGUUUGAAGAAGAAUUGAUUAAUAUUCGUAAGGAAAGGUUGGCAAUCAGGAAAGAAGAAAGGAAAAUAGCAUUGAUCAAACAACGUGAAGAGGAAAAGAGACGUAAAGAAGAAGAAGAAUGGUUACGUAAAGAAGAAGAAAGAAAGAAAAAAGAAGAAGAAGAAAGAAAGAAAAAAGAAGAAGAAGAGCGUUUGGCUAAUUUGGCUCGUCAAGAACAACUUGAAAGACAAGCUGAAAUCCAACGGAAAAAGGAAGAAGAAGUACAGAGAAAAUUGGAAGAGAAGAAUAAGAGCCUUUCAUCAACAACUUCAGCGUCGUCUUCCUGGAGAAAUUUGGACAAGGCCAAAGAAGAUCCUAAAAUGUUCAGCUCUUCUCGAGACAAUAAAGAUAGAAGAGAAGGAGGAUUUGGGCGUACUAGGGAUGAGGGUCCACCCCCUGAACGUCGGUCAUUGUUUAGUAAUAAUAGAGGCACCGAUGAACGCAAAACAGGAGUAUUUUCAAGAGAUAAUGACCGUGGUGGUUGGAAUCGUGGCGGAGGUGCUAGUAGUACUGGUGGUGCCUUUGAUAAAAAUUUUAAAGAUACCCCAAGAGACGGAGUCCGUUCAGCUUUUGACAGAGAUACACCAAGAAAGCGAGAUAUACCUUCGUCCAAUGACCAAGGUGGAGGAAGUUCAUGGCGUACCAGUCGCGCUCAAGACUCUGAGGAUAAACGAAAGGCCAAGUGAUUUUAAAAUGACUGUUUAUAAAAUUAUUCGUCUUCAUUUUUUUUUCUAAAUCUGAUAUAUUCAUAUUUAUGAUUAUUUUCUUAUUAUUUAAAUGUAGAACUUUUGAGCUAUCAACAUGUUUUUUUUUUUAUCUUAAAAUUUGCAAAUAAUUAUAUAUAUAUUACAUAAAUCAAUGAUGAAUACAUUCAUGUAUGACAUUAAUAUAUAGCUACAUAAAUAAACAUAAUAUAUUAGAUUUAA